Molecule: messenger RNA, 3647 nt
Organism: Pleuronectes platessa (European plaice)
Lineage: Eukaryota; Metazoa; Chordata; Actinopteri; Pleuronectiformes; Pleuronectidae
Gene: mfn2
Product: mitofusin 2
Exons: 18
Coding region: 204-2480 (758 amino acids)
Biological process (GO): mitochondrial fusion; mitochondrion localization
Cellular component (GO): mitochondrial outer membrane
Molecular function (GO): GTP binding; GTPase activity
Source: RefSeq, a predicted model, not a curated record
UAUUAAACAGCAGCAGAAGAAGACGAAGAAGGAGGCCUAUUCUCAUGUGAAAGGUUAACUAAUACUUCUUCUACCCUCCGAGAUUAGGGCUAAAUUCAAAAUCCAGCUGUUCAACAACCUUCGUGGCUCGUUAACUUGCUUUAGAAAGCCACGGGACCAGGAUGCAAGAGGAGUAUUUGUGAAGAACGACCCGACCACGUGCCAUGUCUCUGGUUUUCCUACGACCCAACACCAACGCAGUCCACGGUAAGAAGGAUAAAAGACUGAUGGCAGAGGUGAAUGCAUCACCGCUCAAGCACUUUGUAACAGCAAAGAAGAAGAUCAACGGAAUCUUUGAACAAUUGGGCUCCUACAUUAAGGAAAGCACGUCCUUUCUAGAAGAUACGUACAAAAAUGAUGAGUUGGACCCAGUCACCACAGAGGAGCAGGUCCAGGAGGUGCAAGGUUACCUUGCAAAGGUGGCAGGGAUCGGCGAAGUGCUCGCCCGCAGACAUAUGAAGGUGGUCUUCUUUGGGAGGACCAGUAAUGGGAAGAGCUCAGUGAUCAAUGCCAUGCUAUGUGAUAAGGUGCUGCCGUCAGGAAUAGGACACACCACCAACUGUUUCCUGAGGGUGGAGGGCACAGAUGGCAACGAGGCCUUCCUCCUCACAGAAGGCUCUGAAGAGAGGAAGAACAUAAAGACGGUAAACCAACUAGCCCACGCUCUCCAUCAGGAUGAGGACUUAGAUGCCGGCAGCUUGGUCUGUGUCAUGUGGCCCAAAGUCAAGUGUGCUCUGCUCAGGGAUGAUCUAGUGUUGGUGGACAGCCCAGGUAUCGAUGUUACCACAGAAUUGGACAGCUGGAUUGACAACUUCUGCCUUGAUGCUGAUGUGUUUGUUCUGGUGGCAAACUCUGAGUCCACACUGAUGCAGACGGAGAAGUCCUUUUUUCACAAGGUCAAUGAGCGACUCUCCAGUCCCAACAUUUUCAUCCUCAACAACCGCUGGGAUGCUUCAGCCUCAGAGCCUGAAUACAUGGAGGAGGUUCGUAGGCAACAUAUGGACCGCUGCACCAAUUUCCUGGUGGAUGAGCUAGCUGUAGUGGACCGGACCCAGGCCAGUGACCGCAUCUUCUUUGUUUCUGCCAAGGAAGUACUGCAGGCUCGAGUGCAGAGAGCUCAAGGAAUGCCUGAAGCAGGUGGAGCUCUUGCAGAGGGAUUUCAAGCCAGAAUGUUUGAGUUCCAGAACUUUGAGAGGCGCUUUGAGGAAUGUAUCUCACAGUCAGCGGUGAAGACCAAGUUUGAGCAGCACACUGUGAGGGCCAAGCAGAUCUCUGAAGCCCUGCGCCACAUUAUGGAUUCUAUACAUAUUGCUGCACAAGAGCAGAGGGUCUACUGCCUUGAGACUAAAGAAGACCGUCAGUGCCGAUUGGAGUUCAUUGAUAAGCAGCUGGACCUGUUGACCAUGGACUGUAAGGCUAAAAUCAAGAAGAUUACUGAGGAGGUGGAGAGACAGGUCUCCAAUGCCCUGGCAGAGGAAAUCAGGAAGCUAAAUGUUCUGGUGGAUGACUUUCACAUGGACUUCCACCCAUCAUCAGUAGUGAUCAAGGUCUACAAGAAUGAGCUUCAUCGGCACGUAGAAGAGGGUCUGGGAAAGAACAUGUCACAGAGGUGUUCCACCUCUAUUACCAGUUCGCUGCAAGCUACACAGACUGACAUGAUUGAUGGUCUGAAGCCUUUACUGCCCAGCCCAGUCAGAGAGCAGGUUGAUAAGCUAGUUCCUCGCCAGUGCUUCAGUCUCAGUUAUGACUUGGCCUGUGACAAGCUUUGUAGUGACUUUCAGGAGGACAUCAGCUUCCACUUCUCUCUGGGCUGGACCAUGCUGGUCAACCGCUUCCUGGGUCCCAAAAAUACCAGGCGGGCCCUUGUGGGCUACAAUGACCAGGUCCCUCGGCCCAUGGCCCUGACUCCUGUCAGCACUACCAUACCUCCUUUCCCGCAAAGCUCUGUGACCCAGGAGGAGCUCAUGGUCUCCAUGGUGACAGGUCUUGCAUCCCUCACCUCCCGUACUUCUAUGGGCAUCCUUGUGGUUGGUGGGGUGAUCUGGAAGGCAGUGGGUUGGCGGCUGAUCGCCUUGUCAGUUGGCCUCUACGGACUCCUCUAUGUUUACGAGCGGCUCACCUGGACCACCAAGGCCAAGGAGAGAUCCUUUAAGAGGCAGUUUGUGGACUACGCCAGUGAGAAGCUGCAACUCAUCGUCAGCUACACUGGAUCCAACUGCAGCCACCAAGUCCAGCAGGAGUUGGCCGGUGUGUUUGCUCAGCUCUGCCAGCAGGUAGAUGUCACCCGUCAGAAUCUCGAGGAUGAGAUCACUGACAUGAGUAGGAAGAUAGAGCUACUGGACAGCCUGCAGAGCAAGGCUAAGCUUCUGCGGAACAAGGCUGGCUGGCUGGACAGUGAGCUGAACAUGUUCACCCAACAGUACCUCCACCAUAGCAAGUAAAGCAGGCAGAGGCUUCACCUGAGAGACUGAAGGACAGCAGGAAAACAUCUGCUCGCUCCAGCUGUUGAAGUAUCUCCUCUAGUUGACACGCUGAAUAUAAAGAGAAGAAACAAUCAAAAAUGUUCUGAAGAGUAGAAGUAGAAUGGACAGUUUAGAUGUAACUGAAUGGAUGUGAUAUGGAUUCAUGGACACUAGUUAAGGAUCAGUUGGUGAGUAACCACACAAACAAUAUUAAACAUGAGGCUCAACUUGAUACAAAGGUUAAACCACAGAUUGUUUUUCAUGUUCAUGAUGAGCUGAUGUCUCCAUGUGGCUAACAGAUCUGACUCUUAUCACUAAUCCAGUCUAAACUCUCCUUACAACCUUAUCGGUAGUUUUCAGUAACUCUGUCAGCCUCUCUAGUCAGUCCUUGUAUUUGUCCCAGUCAGCUCUGCCAAAUUGAACCUGUGUACAUUUGAUUUUGUAAAUACAUUUUAACAAUGGAAAAGUGCCAUGAAGUGAGAGGCAGAGCACAUGAGGGAAAGGAAAAUAAUGUGUCAUAUUAUGAGGAUAAUGAAAUGAACUAAAGACAUGCAAACUAAUUUAUUCCUCCAGUUGCUGAAAUAAAUUUGAAUAUUGAAGAUAUUGUAGUUCAGUUGGAGAUUGUUUAACAUUUUUAAUUGACUUUUCCACACUGUCUCAUUUGGUCCUAGUUUAAGUGAUGAAAGGGAAACUACUGCUCACUCUUAAAGUCUUGCUAAUGAGCACCAAGUAGAGCUGAUUUGAUUGGACAUGUCACAUGCUGAUGGGGGUCAUUCAAACUGUUUGCUCUGCUGUGUCUAAUCUAGACACUAUCUGGUCAUCUUGUAUGUAGAGUGGCUCUGACAUGUUAAGUUACUGACUGUGUCCUUUCCUUUAAUACUUCCUCCAAGAGUAAACAUACAUGUUUUGAGAGGAUGGUUUAGGCUGAGAAGUGAAUUAUUAGAUUUUAGUAGAUUGAACAGUGAAGUAAAAAAUAUGAGACCCCUGUAUAUAACCUCUAAAAGUAUCACUCUGAUGAUAUUCUGCACUUUUCCUGACUCCCAUACUCCCUGUGGCCUCCACCUUCAAGCCCAGUGGAUUAGAUACAUCUUUAUAACCAUGCACUUAUUGCAGUAUACAUUAUCGUUUCAUUUAAGGGGGGGGGGG